Messenger RNA from Puntigrus tetrazona (Sumatra barb), 3255 nucleotides. Its product is annotated as endonuclease domain-containing 1 protein-like. Gene Ontology annotation, molecular function: hydrolase activity; nucleic acid binding; metal ion binding. The record is from RefSeq and is a predicted model, not a curated record. The coding region runs from base 1675 to 2460 and encodes 261 amino acids. NCBI's taxonomy places the organism in Eukaryota, Metazoa, Chordata, Actinopteri, Cypriniformes, Cyprinidae. The transcript has 3 exons.
UUUUUUUAAAUUAAAUGUUUAGUGGUGUUCUAUAAAUUUGUAUAAAUGAUAAGUUAUUAUAUGACACAUUGAGUAGAAAUUUGGACUCAAUUAUAUAUAUAUUUUUUAUUUUUAACAAUUACAUGAUCUUUACAUUAAUCCAUAUAAUUAGUUGCAAAAAGUCUAAUUAAAAAAGGAUUAAUUAUCCUUUUAGAUAGUGACUUAGACAAAAGUGGCCUUUGAAAACAUUUUAUUUCAUUCUCUCCUCAUUAAAUCAACCCCAUCCUAUUUGGAAAAUGUUUCUAACCUCUGCAUCACAUUGUUCUUAAAAGUGAUAGUUCACACAAGCAAAGAUUUUUAGUCUGUAUAAUGCAAGGGGGCAGGACCACUACAGAAAAUCAAGUUUGAAAUAUUAGUAUUUGUAAUUUUCUUACAUAUGCCUAUUGUUUAAUUUAAGAAGACAUUGAUUCAUUAACAGGGAGUGUAUGACUUACUGUCAUAUUCAGUGUGUAAUUUUUUAAGUGUCAUUGUUUGGAUUUUGGAGACAAUUAUAGUUGCAUAUAUUUAUAAGUCACAAGGUUGAUAAAUGUUGUGUGCCAUAUAAUUUUUAUGAAACUUUAAUUUUCUUCACUACAUUGCAAAGCAUAGAGUUUUCUCUCAUCUUUGUUUUAAAGUUAAGAAAUCGAGAAAACUGCAUUCCUACUGAAACAUUCUGUGGUAAUUUUGCAAUAAAAGGGAUUUAUUUCAAGUCAGAUCCAAAAACCUCACAGCCACCUGGGGUCAAAUAACUACAAUGAACUAAUUUAAUUAUGGCUAUAUUAAAAGAAUAUCUUCUCCUAUACCAAUUUUGUGACUGAAUCUAUUGAGACGAUUCUUUUCAGUCAGCUGGUUCACAAAUAGGCUACUACAAUGGUUCCCAACCACGUUCCUGAAGGCUCCCCAACACUGCAUGUUUUCCAUGUCUCCUUAACCAAACUCACCUGAUUCAGCCCAUUAGUAGAGACUCCAAAGAUCUGAAAUAGCCGUGUCAGACAAAGGAGAGAAGCAAAACGUGCAGUGCUGGGGGCCUCCAGGAACGCGGCUGGGAACCACUGGGCUACCACAAAUUAUUAAUUUGUGAAUACGACUGAUCCAGAAGAUUAAACUUGCAGCAGGCAAAAUCUCAUGUCAUGGUUAAAUAAAACAGACACAGAGAGUCAAGUUAACCAUACAACUGAAUUUGUCUGGUUCUCUGAGCCAUCCGAGUAAUAUGAUAUUCAUAAUAAUAAUCAGACUGAGCUCUAAUCUGUUGAAGCUCAAAUUUGAGUGGAAGCAGACACCUCUUUUUAACUGGAGAUUACUGGUGAAAGUGCACAGUUUUAUCAGAUGAUGUGAUUCCUUUACAAAUCCAUGCACUACUGUUUUACACCAACUCCGAGCAUUUUCUAUCAUGUAUGCCUAUGAAGGCGACCGAGCCAAUCAGAGCAAAUACGGGGCGGAGCGACACGUGCAGCUCUGAUCUGCACGCUGUGUAGCUACUUGAAGAAGAAGAAAAACAGCUUGCAAAUCGAAGGCCAUUAUCGUGGGUUCGAUGCAGUGAGAGCAAGAACUGAUGAUUGUAAUAAUAAUAACAAUACCUAGGCCUACCUUGAAUGUUUGUGUCUGGCAGGUGGCUCAGUCUCUGACAGCUUUAAAGAAUGCAGUCAGUUCUUCUACAUGCACACAGCACCCACAGGUAUCCGAGGGGGCAAUCUAAAGAGGAUAUGCCAGCGAUACGAAGAUAAAGUACGUUACGCCACACUGUAUGACAGCGGUCAUCGUUUGGCUCUUUAUUCCGCUUACACCUUCAAAAAGUCAGAUGGACAGAGGAGGAUGGACACACCCUGGAUGUAUGAACCGCAGCUGGUUUCUGCUGAUGAAAGUGGAAACAUGAGAGAGUUGCCCUCUAGUGAUGAAACGGACCAACUGCUUGAGGAGAGCCAGGCUGUGCUCACCGACUAUGUUGAUGCAGUGGAGUACGAACGUGGCCCACUUAACCCUGACCAGCACCAGGCAGACAACCAGGACAAAGCAGCUACCUAUACUCUCACAAAUGUGGUACCUCAGAUCACAGACUUAUUAGAGGGUCCAUGGGCCAUUUAUAUUGAUAGGGUGCGCCGCCGCCUGAAUAACUUCUGCCACGGUGCUGCCUAUGUGGUGACGGGGGUGACUGUAUCAGGGGUGACCAUACGAAGAGGAAGAGAGGACCGCAUGACCGUCCCAAAACACUUGUGGUCCGCAUAUUGCUGUCCACGGUUCGAUCGAAACUCACCCUAUGAUGUGCGAUACAUGUUUCCCACUUAUGCAGCGUAUGCUUUGAAUGAGAUAGUGGGACACAGUGUUACAGAAGUGCCUUUGAAUGCUUUAGAGACCUUUCUAAAAAGUCAGACUGGCAUGGAAAAAAGCGUGAGCAUCUUUUUCAAAGACUGUCUUACAGAAAAUACACAUACCAAUAGGAAGUGAAUGAAAGACUGAAUACAGUAAAGCCUGCACUAGAAAAGAGAAUAAAAUCACCUAUCAGACACUGUUGUACUCUUUAUAGAUGAUUUCCAUAUUAUCAUGACUUUACAUAGCUUGUAUUACUGCAUGAACUGAUGAAAUUGUGAACACAGUUCACUGGUGGCUAAUCAUAUAAUUAAGAGACUGCUGGAAGGUGUGUCCUAAGAGUUUUUAUGUUGUUUUUUACUGAACAACAGUACUAUAGGUGCAACACAGAGAGAGAAGUCAAUUAACAGUCCAUAUUGCAUUAACAAUUGUUUCUUCUCACAUUUGUGAAGAAAACAUUUGUCUGAAAGUAUAAUUUACUUACAUUUAAAUUCACUGUCAUUUUCUAAUACAACCUAGUCAGGCUUGAUGUCAAAUAAGAAAAUGAUAUUCACCUUUAAGAAGCCAAUGAACAUUAGGCCACCGGGGAGCAAAUUUACCUUGCUGCUUUGCAUGUAGAUGAAGAUAAUGGCACGCUGAAGUUCGUCUUAUCACUUUUGAAGUUUGUAUUAUUGUAAAUGAGACUAUCUCAACAUGGUUUUGCAUGUCCUUUAUACUCUACAGAAUUCAAUGGCUCUCAUUUUAUUCUCCACCUACCAGGGAAGAGUCAGUCAAUGUUAAAUGAGAAAAAGACAGUCAACUGGAGACCGUGAAUAAACCAGCCACAGAAAAAAGAGCAAAGUUUUUUUUCAGAUUUUUUUUCUUGUGAUACCUUUGGUCCAAAGAACAUUUUACCAAGAAGAAAGACUUUAAGAAACUCUUUAAGACAACAUG